AUGUCGUUUGGAAAGCGAAUCCGCGCACUCCAUCCCAGGCCCUUCCAAUUACGGCUCCCAGGUGAAACAUCCAUCUGGAUCAACGAUGAUAUCCGACCAAUGCCCCCUUCCCGUCGUCUCUGGGACAUGUGGGCAUACAUAUCGUUCUGGGCUAUCAACCAGAUUGCUCUGAGUAACUGGCAGAUUGGUGCCUCGCUGAUUGCGGUUGGGCUAUCGGUCUGGCAAACUAUGAUUGCAGUCAUCAUUGGAAAGAUCAUAAUAUCGGCGGUGGCUAUCUGCAACGGCGCUAUCGGUGCUCGUUGGCACAUCGGAUUCCCUGUCCUUUCCCGUGGGAUCUGGGGCGUCUACGGAUCAUAUAUCAUCAUCGUCCAACGCAUCGUUCUCAGCUUGACCUGGUUCGCGGUCCAGUCGUGGACAGGAGGACUUUGCGUCACGGCGGUCUUGAGUUCGAUCUUCUCCUCCUUUCACCAUAUGCACAACACCCUUCCCGCGUCGGCCAACACGACCACGAAGAACCUUGUCGGUUGGGUGGUAUACAAUAUCAUCACAAUUCCUAUACUCUACAUUCCCCCAGAGAAGACUCGACGCAUGCUGUUCGCCAUGAACACCAUCUCUGUGAUCACGCUCAUUUCGAUCAUGAUUUAUGUCUUGUCAAGCGCAGGCGGUGCCGGGCCCUUGCUUUCGGCUCCAGCCACUGCCAAAUCGGGCAGUGAACUAGGCUGGGCCAUUGUUCAAGGCAUCACAACUGUGAUUGGUGGUAUCGCGGUCGGCCUAACCAAUCAAGCCGACUACUCUCGAUUUGCUCGCCGACCUGGCGAUCAGGUCUUCGGCCAGUGGUUCUCCAUCCUUACCUUGGGCACGAUUUUGCCGCUCUUCGGAUGUCUGACCAGUUCCGCGUCGAUGAAGCUGUAUGGUGAGGCCUACUGGAACCCGCCGGAUCUACUGCUGCGAUGGCUGCAAGAUGACUACAACUCCAAAGCUCGGGCUGGCGCUUUUUUCGCCGGCGUCGGGCUUGUAGUGUGCCAGUUGGCCAUCAAUACCAUCGACAACGCCUUCUCUGCGGGGAUGGACAUGGCUGGAUUUGUGCCCAAAUUCUUCAACAUCCGCCGCGGCGCUUACUUUGCACUCGUUCUCUCGAUUGCCAUGUGUCCAUGGGAACUGCUGGCUUCGGCAGGGACCUUCAUCAGCGUCAUGAGCGCGUAUUCUGUCUUCUUGGGCCCGAUGUGCGGCAUCCAGAUCUGCGAUUAUUUCCUGAUCCGACGUCGCCAUGUGAAACUCUCGGAUCUCUACAGCCCAUCCUCGUCCGGCAUCUACUACUACUUCCACGGUUUCAACCUGCGUGCAUUCGCAGCCUGGGUUUGUGGCUGGGCGCCGCAGCUACCGGGUUUCAUUGCCGAUGUCAACGCCAGUGUCACGGUGCCCAAGGCGAGCAUGGACAUGUUUUAUCUUGCUUUCCCCCUGGGUCUGGCUAUCAGCUUCACCAUCUAUUAUGCGCUGAACAGGGUGUUUCCCCCUCAGGGAGUCGGCGAGUACGAUGAUGUCGAUUACUACGGAACGUUCAGUCCUGAAGAAGCGACCAAGCUUGGAGUCACGCCUUUGGAAGAAGCCAGUGGAGGGGAUAUGAUGAGGGAAAAGGGUGUGAUGAAUGAAGAAAUCACUGCGGAAAAAUGA
Capronia coronata CBS 617.96 is the source of this 1671-nucleotide messenger RNA. RefSeq lists its product as uncharacterized. Gene Ontology annotation, molecular function: nucleobase transmembrane transporter activity. Lineage: Eukaryota; Fungi; Ascomycota; Eurotiomycetes; Chaetothyriales; Herpotrichiellaceae. Gene Ontology annotation, cellular component: plasma membrane. The transcript has a single exon. Gene Ontology annotation, biological process: transmembrane transport; nucleobase transport. The record is from RefSeq and is a predicted model, not a curated record. The coding region runs from base 1 to 1671 and encodes 556 amino acids.